UUAGAUAUAUAAAGAAUUAUUUUUUUAGGGUGUAAGUAAAAAAAUAAUGCCAAUCUUGUAGCAUGAUAUUGAUCCGAACAUAUGUUGACCAUCUCAACAAUAAGUUUUUCUACAGUUUGAGAAACUUCUUUAAAUCUCAUCGGAGAUAUUUGUCAGUUUCCAAUUUAAUUUAUGCAAAUGAUAAUCAAGAUGGUACAAAAAAAAUAAAAGAUGGGCCAUUAGAGACGUACAAAUACUUUGUUAAAAAAGGAAUUUUAAAAAAGGAUGUGAAUCAAGAACAAGUGACUCUCACUUUAAAUGAGUUAUAUGCCAAUCUAAAAAGUAACAAUGCAAGUAAAAGAUCAAUAUUUGGGCUUUUUAGCACCAAGUCAGUUGAACCACUAAAAGGUGCUUAUAUUUACGGAUCAGUAGGUUGUGGAAAGACCAUGUUAAUGGAUCUAUUCUAUGAAAGCAUUGAUAUAACAAAUAAAAAAAGAAUUCAUUUUAACGAGUUUAUGUUAGAUAUACACAAGCGAAUACACAAGUUUAAACUGAAUUCUGCACCAGUCGAUCAUUCUGACAAAUCUGCGAAACCCUUGGAUCCAUUUCUUCCUGUGGCAGCUGCAAUAAAGCAAGAAACAAAUCUGCUUUGUUUUGAUGAAUUUCAAGUAACAGAUGUUGCUGAUGCUAUGAUAUUAAAAGGCUUGUUUACCAACUUGUUUAAAGAAGGUGUUGUUAUUGUUGCUACUUCAAAUCGACAUCCAGAAGAUUUGUACAAAAACGGUUUACAACGAGCUAACUUUGUUCCGUUUAUUCCGAUACUAAAGAAAUACUGCAAUGUUAUACAUUUGAAAUCUAAAGUGGAUUACAGAAGACUUGAUUUUUCAUCUUUGGCAGGAUGUUACUUUAGUGAAACAGACGGCGAUGCUGUUUUGUUGCUUCAACGUACGUUUGCGAAGCUGUGUGAGAACGAGCGAAAAGGUGGAUUUAACUUGGAAUCGAAAAAUCUGUCUGUGUUUGGACGAAAUUUACUUGUACAAAAGUCAUGUGGAAAGGUUGCUUAUUUCACCUUCGAAGAACUAUGUAUGCAGCCCUUAGGUGCAGUUGACUACAUCGCUAUUUCAAAAGAAUACGAUACUGUGUUGGUGGAAAACAUUCCUAUCUUGACACCGAGAAAAAAAGUGGAACUGAGACGGUUUAUCAUCAUGAUAGAUAAUUUUUACGAUAACAAGAUUCGUCUUUUUUGUUCCGCUGAGAAGCCACUCAAUACAUUGUUUGAAAUGCAGGAAGAGUCACACAUUGAUGUUGAAGCACAGCGAAUGUUGAUGGAUGAUCUUGGAAUAAAUUCGACUGACAAAAACGCAAGUGCAAGUAUAUUUACUGCAGAAGAAGAAAUAUUCGCUGUUGACAGGACAAUAUCACGGUUGUCAGAGAUGCAGACGGAACAAUAUUGGAAUCGCGAAUAAUUCUUUUUAAAAAAAUCAGAUUUUUAAAUUUUAUGUAAUCAUUUUUAUAUUAAAAUAAAUAGUCGCCUAACACGACAAAAUUGAAA
This is a messenger RNA of Hydractinia symbiolongicarpus, 1531 nucleotides long. Its product is annotated as AFG1-like ATPase. NCBI's taxonomy places the organism in Eukaryota, Metazoa, Cnidaria, Hydrozoa, Anthoathecata, Hydractiniidae. The transcript has 12 exons. The coding region runs from base 63 to 1445 and encodes 460 amino acids. Gene Ontology annotation, cellular component: mitochondrion; cytoplasm. The record is from RefSeq and is a predicted model, not a curated record. Gene Ontology annotation, molecular function: ATP hydrolysis activity; ATP binding.